UUGCGCUUAACAAUUUUUCUAAACAGAAAUGCAACGAUUGCAGUUGACUCUUUUUCUGAGUCGUAUUUUGUUGCUCAGAUCUAUUUUUGCUAUAGACUUUUGUGAUAUUAAGUCCUGCCAUGGCAAGCGGCACAUUGGGUGCAAUAACAGCAUGAUGUUCGAUGAGAGCUGCCUGCGUUUUCAUGGCCUGGUUAAUAUGGCAUAUUUUCGCGAGUAUCUGCUGGGCCUCCACAACGGAUAUCGCCAGGAGGUGGCCAGCAACUUGUUUCCCGACCUGCCACCUGCCCGGAAAAUGCCCGAAUUGGUGUGGGACAAUUACCUGUCGGUGGUGGCCGAAUACCACCUGAAACGCUGCCAAAUGGAGCUGCCUGCCGACUCCUGCGUGGCCACCGAUGACUUUGCGGAGCCCCAUUUCAACUACGCCCAGGAUUUCUACCCAAGACCAGUGAUGCGGCAAUCGAAUGUUCGCGAAAUGACCAUCCUGGCGGAGCAAUGGCUGGAUGAGCUCUUCGACUUGGAGGAUAUAUCCACAUACAAUGCGGAGGGAGAGAUCAGGAAUAUCAUCAACGAUCGCAGCUCCCAUAUGGGCUGUGCUGCUGGCCAGGACUACGAUCUCUGGAACAUACACUUUGUGCUCGUUUGCUACUAUAGCUCAGGACCACCAGUUAAAGGAAAGCUCUACGAGGAGGGCCAAUUCAAUGCCAGCCUGUGUCCCAAUGGACAUAGUGAUGAGUACCCCGGCCUUUGCAAAACACUGACCCUGAAUGACUAAGUCCCUGAAUCUCCGGCAAAAUAAAUAUUGCAAAGGCUUUGGGUAUAAUUAAAUGUGCGAACCACUUGGCCGUAAAUGGGAGAAAGGCAGUGCUGCACUGUUGGCUUUUUUAUGGGUAGAGAUGCGACGAAAUUUAAAUAGUAUCAAAUUAGGCAUCAAAAAUACACAAAAAAACAAAA
Drosophila erecta is the source of this 951-nucleotide messenger RNA. Its product is annotated as venom allergen 3. The record is from RefSeq and is a predicted model, not a curated record. Lineage: Eukaryota; Metazoa; Arthropoda; Insecta; Diptera; Drosophilidae. Bases 29 to 772 code for a protein of 247 amino acids. The transcript has 3 exons.